GUGAGUGCCGCCUGCGCCGCCCCAGUUCUUGACGUUUUUUUUAUUAUUACCUACAUGCCCCUCCAACUUUGCACAUCUGCAAGCACUCUGCCUGGACUCAUCUCAGGGGCUUCCGCCCUGCAUAUGGGAAUGAACCCCGUCCGCACAGAUUAUCAGCCUCUCCCAACCGAGCCAAGGGAAGCAACUCCACAUGCCGACCGGACGAGAAACUCCUAUGUAGCCCCCCGCGGGGGCCCGGACGAACCCCCCCAUUUGCACGCGCUGCUAUUGAUCACAGAGACGGCCUAAUUACCUGAUAUUGAGCGGUUCGCGUGUCCU
Microdochium trichocladiopsis is the source of this 318-nucleotide messenger RNA. RefSeq lists its product as uncharacterized. The record is from RefSeq and is a predicted model, not a curated record. Bases 55 to 288 code for a protein of 77 amino acids. NCBI's taxonomy places the organism in Eukaryota, Fungi, Ascomycota, Sordariomycetes, Xylariales, Microdochiaceae. The transcript has 2 exons.